Molecule: messenger RNA, 1116 nt
Organism: Hevea brasiliensis (rubber tree)
Lineage: Eukaryota; Viridiplantae; Streptophyta; Magnoliopsida; Malpighiales; Euphorbiaceae
Exons: 9
Coding region: 313-840 (175 amino acids)
Biological process (GO): chromosome segregation
Cellular component (GO): MIS12/MIND type complex
Source: RefSeq, a predicted model, not a curated record
GAAGUACUCAGAAUUUACAAGCUCAGCGGCAGGAAACACUUUCGAGCUGCAGAUUCAAACUUGACAAAUUGAUUGUUUGCAGCUGUCUACAAAUUCAAACUUCUUGUUUGCUUCCCUUCGUCUUCUUCUUCUUCUUCUUCUUAUCUCCUAAUCUGCUUUGGAAAACAGCGAGAAACCACAGUAAAUACAGCCGAAAAUUUCUGUGUUUGCAUCAGGUAAGGUGCUACAUGACUGCUUGUAUCGCCCGUUGCUCCUGAUGGCCUGUACGGAACCGUUUCUUUGUAUUUCGGACUCACGACAUGAUUGAGAGACAUGGAGAAGAUGGUUCCUUCAAUAGGAUCGAGAUAUUCUGAUUUCACCAAGUCUUUCAAGCUUGCUAUUCGCUCCCUUCUCACUUCCUGCUCCAAAGAGGAGUGUGUCAUAGCAUUUUCAAAUUUCAGCAGUGCAGAGCAGGAAAGUCUACACCGUCUAUUUAUUCAGGUUAUCACUUCUUUGCAUAAAAUGAUAGAGGAUGAGUUUGAGUCAUUAAGCCUUGAAACACAGGUGGGAACAACUCUUUAUACUGUGGACCAACUUGUGGAAGAACAAUAUCUGGACCCUCUAUUUUUGAAUAAGACGAAUGUAAUGGAUGUUGCAUGCAAUCUGUCAAUGGCAAAGAAAAAUGAGAUCCAGUUCUUGAUGGGCAUGUUGGAAAAGGCUGAAGAGCAGAAUAGCCUCAUCCGAGCUCGUCUUGAGCAACUCAAGAAAAGGAGGCAAAAUGUCACUGGUACAACAGAUGUUGAGAAGAAGUGGAAUUAUGCAGUUGAGAAAUGGAAUUUUGAAUUACUAGACAUCCGUUGAUGGGCCAUAAGGAAUGCAAUUGGUGGAUUAAAUGUAUUGUGUUAUGGUAAAACUUUGUGAGCAGAAGUAUAUGUCAAACUUUGCAAGCAAAUGUGUAUUUUAGAUAAAUCAGAAUUUCAUUAUGGGGCUACUUAUACACAUUUAUCUAAGCAUGUUUAUAAUCUGUUGUACAUCAGGAUUGAAUUCCUUUUCCAAAUUGAACCCCUGAACUUCCCGAACGAGCUUGAAUCUAUGCCCAUUGUUAGGGCCUCUUAAGCAACUAAAUCAUUAUGAGUA